CUUGCCUGGCUGCCGGGCCGGCAGUGGGGGCUGCGCGGUGAAAGCUCGGGGAAACCGCAGCCCUGGUUCUCUUGGCAGCGCCAGUGCUGCCAGAGGUCAUUCAAAAAUUUGGGCAAACGAUCAAAAUGGAAAUAAGGAAACAACAGCAACUUAGCUGGGUUGGACGUAUCGUCUUUGAAUUAUUUGCUGACGUUGUACCUAAAACUGCUGAGAAUUUCCGUGCAUUAUGUACAGGAGAAAAAGGAACAGGGCCUACCACUGGAAAACCUCUCCAUUAUAAAGGAUGUCCUUUCCACAGAAUUAUUAAGCAGUUUAUGGUUCAAGGUGGAGAUUUCUCAAACCAAAAUGGCACAGGUGGCGAAAGUAUAUAUGGUGAAAAAUUUGAGGACGAAAACUUUCAUUAUCAGCAUGAUAAACCAGGUCUGCUGAGCAUGGCAAAUGCAGGACCUGGUACUAAUGGCUCUCAGUUCUUUAUUACAACGGUGCCUACUCCUCACCUGGAUGGGAAACAUGUGGUGUUUGGCCAAGUGAUCAAAGGAAUGGGUGUAGUUAAAAUACUAGAAAAUGUUGAAGUAAAAGGAGAAAAUCCUGCUAAGUUGUGUGUCAUCUCCGAAUGUGGAGAGCUAAAGGAAGGAGAUGACUGGGGAAUUACUCCCCAGGAUGGAUCUGGAGAUACUCAUCCAGAUUUUCCUGAAGAUUCAGAUAUAGACUUGAAAGAUGUUGACAAGAUUGUGGCCAUAGCAGAAGACACAAAGAAUAUAGGAAAUACUUUCUUCAAAUCGCAAAAUUGGGCAAUGGCAGCUAAAAAGUAUAGUAAAAGUUUACGGUAUGUAGAAGCUUCUGAAGCAGUGGCAGAGGAGGCAGACAAACCCAAGUUAAAGACUGUUGCUUUGACCUGUGUUCUAAACAUCGGUGCUUGCAAACUAAAACUGUCAGACUGGCAGGGAGCCAUUGAGAGCUGUUCAGAGGCUCUUAAAAUAGAUCCAGCAAAUACUAAAGCUCUCUACAGACGGGCUCAAGGAUGGCAGGGAAUAAAAGAUCUCGAUCAAGCACUGGCUGAUCUUAAAAAGGCUCAUGAAAUUGCCCCUGAAGACAAAGCUAUCCAGACGGAAACACUCAAAAUAAAGCAGAAGAUAAAAGCCCAAAAGGAGAAAGAGAAAGCAGCUUAUGCUAAAAUGUUUGCUUGAUUUUUUUCCCCUAAACAUUUAAAUCUAUGCACUAAUUCACGCAAAAGGAUAAAUGGAGCUGCUUCUUUCAUUUGCUCUCUGCUGCAGUUUUCAGUCGUUACUACACGAAAGUCUAAUAAUAAAGACAAACUGUUCAAAGGUGA
Molecule: messenger RNA, 1330 nt
Organism: Vidua chalybeata
Lineage: Eukaryota; Metazoa; Chordata; Aves; Passeriformes; Viduidae
Gene: PPID
Product: peptidylprolyl isomerase D
Exons: 10
Coding region: 126-1187 (353 amino acids)
Biological process (GO): protein folding; protein peptidyl-prolyl isomerization
Molecular function (GO): protein binding; peptidyl-prolyl cis-trans isomerase activity
Source: RefSeq, a predicted model, not a curated record